Racocetra fulgida is the source of this 122-nucleotide messenger RNA. NCBI's taxonomy places the organism in Eukaryota, Fungi, Glomeromycota, Glomeromycetes, Diversisporales, Gigasporaceae. The record is from the annotation of a GenBank genome assembly.
AGGCAAAUGAUUUGAGUUUUAAAGCAGGUGAUGUUAUUGAAGUACUUGAGAGAGGAGAUGGGCCUAAUGAUUGGUGGGUGGGUAGAUUACAUGGUGCUGUAGGUGAAUUUCCUGGUGAGUGA